AUGGCCUCAGGAGUGAAGUCCCGAGUGCUGGAGACCUUGGUGGCUGGAGAGGCGCUCAUCUCGACAUCUCUUUUCUUCUUCAUCGAGUACGCCUACACCCGUUCGGUUGAAGUCACUCUUGCAAGCAUUCCCGUGUCCUUCUUGCGGUUUUUGCUAGGCAGCUCUCUGCUAGGCAAAGCAAUUGGUCACCUGGUGUCCUACAUGCACGCUCAGUUCCACAACGAAGCGACGCUCCUCUGCAGCAUCUCUAUAGCGGCAGUCUAUCUUACUUACUUCAUUGCAAACUUCUUUAUGUUUGGCGGUGGAACACUCGGUGUGAUCGCCUUGGGACUCACCAUCAAAGCCUAUUCUACAUCCACCGCACUUUCCGAAGACGCACCUUUCCUGAGGUUCUGGAAUGGAUACCGCUAUAGUCUGAGCGUGGUUCUGGCUUUUGUGGCCUCUGUGAGAGUUGGUCGAGAAAUUCCCCAUCUUCGGGGCUAUCAGCCCAUUUUUCUCCCGCCUUACUUCUGUAUUGUGCGCAUGGGCAACAGGGUAAUUACUGUUGCGGUGCUCUUCCCUGCGCUACGUCGAACUGGGUACCGGCUCACCCCAAAACAAGCCCUGGUGCUUGCAUGGAUCCACUUGAAGGGCACUCUGAUGUUGGUCUUGACGAGCAAUAGGUUGACCACUGGCUACACUUAUAGCAAGGCCAUUAGGCUCAUCUUCCUUCGUACGAUUGCUGUUAUCCAAUUAAACCUGAUCUUGACCUGCACUCUCGUCAAACUGCUGAAAUAUCUCGGCUUUCUCAACCUGGACGACAUCGAGAGAAGCCGCAUGCAGAACGUCAUGACAUCCUUAUGGAGGACGGCUAAGCGAUCUAGACGAGAGCAACGGAUGCAAGCUAGGUUCAAUGGAGCGGACUGGCAAUGGAUUGAAUGCCACAUUUACCUGCCUGACCGACUUUCCGAGGGAUACGAGUUACAGGAGGAAGGCGAGACGAUGGGCAGCGGCCGGCUAUACAUGGUUCCCAUGUCACCAAUACCAAACUACGUAGAUGGCCAGAAGCGUGCCCGCAUCACCCUACCUGCUAGUACAUCGGUUCCUCUGGAGGAAGCUGUUGUUCCCCUUGAACACCUCGAGCGCGCAUACGAAGUCACCAACAGGAACAUACGGCGAAUUCAAACCGUAUCAUUUCUGAGGCAGUUGGACACUGGCAUGGUUCAUCCAGAGACCUACGAUACGCUUAUGACGCAACUGCAGACGUCGCUAAAAGAGGAUACGUACCUGGACCUGGCCACCAUGAAGAAGUUGUUGCACAUGCCACAAUGGGUCUUUCGAUGUACCAUGCUGACGAAAAGUGCCUUGCAAGUUCCUAGAUCAGCUUCGUUGACACCGAGCGACACUCCGACUACGUGUGGACCGAAGAUGAGCUUCACGGAACGAAUGGCUAGAAGUAACUUGAACCAGUUGCUUAGCACCUUGACUGGAGCAUUUCUCGGCACAAUCCUCUUGGGCUUCUGCCUGGCAAACACGCAUCAUCCGAGCUACUUAUUCAACUCAGCUGUUAUCACAGUAAUGGGCGCUGUUGUAGUCCUACUGGCUUCAGAACUCGUUAUUGCGUACUUGUGGGGAGCGGUGGGUGCAGCGACUGCCGAUGGAUUGCGUAAUGCCGACCUGGUGGUUUUCCUGUGCUUGCUUGCAUUGUUCUCAACCGCUUCCUGGUGGGCAUCUCUAGAGGAAGAUCCGCCGCUUGCAAUCAAUGUCAGCUUCUCUGUUUUCACAUUCCUCAGGCUGUACAGGAUUUGGUCCACAAGGAAGUGUUUGUGGUUGCUCUUCGUUCACUACCUGCAUCAGUUUGUCAACCGGCGUGUGUUCCGCAUGUACGAUUUGGCUGUCGCAUUCAUUACGUCUGAGGAUGAAGUGCUGGCUACCGUAAAACGUUUCAUAGAAUCUGCACAAAUAGCGGAAUUUGUGCGUGAAGAAGCGGUCAACAACAAGCUACAGUUGUUGAAAGACAUAAUCGUGGUCCAGCAGCACUAUCCAGAACUCGAGGGGUUUGCGCGGUCACGACAAGUGGCUCGCAAAAUACUGAACUCGUCCCUGUCAGCGCUCGAAGACCUCGAGAAGUCUGGCCUCGUAGAACAGCAGCACUUCGAUAAAGUGCAUGCGAUGCUGAUGACCAAAGUGCUUUCCCUGGACAAAUUGUCAGGUGAAGUCCAGGUUAGGGAUGUCACCACAAGCAUUCUGUACAGCGUUCCGUGGUUUCCAGCUGGAAAGGUGAACAGCAUACGAAAGACACUAUCUUGGAAAUAUCCGAAGGGGAAACAAAUGGUUACUUCUGGUGAGCCACACAGAGCAGUGGUCAUAGUCAUCUCCGGCAUCCUUCGGAUCGAAGGAAGAGGCCGCGGCUUCAAGAGCAGUGUAUUGGCGAAUGCCGAUUCGGUGCAGCACUACAAGGCCGAGGCCUCAUUCACAAAUUUCAUGGCUGCACCUGGAUGCCUGGGUGUAUUGGGUUUCCUCAACAGGAGUCCAUCUGUGUGCGACGUCACCUGCGAAACCGACAUUGAGGCUUGCGUGAUUCCAAUGAGAACACUCGAUGCAAUUGUUCUGCGAGAUAGCUCAACGCCAUGCAUCAUGUACCGCAUGUGGUUGUCAGUUGCUGUCCGCAUCGCACGCACUGUUCUGGAGCGCAUCGAAGAGUACGCGGCGUGGGAAGACGAAUCCCUUACUCGCUACGUGGACAAUGGCGUCAUGCCCUUCCUUGGCGAAGCCACCUUCCUACGUCUUGAUGAGCGUGUCGAGUGCAUGAUCCUGAUCCAGGGAAGGCUAACAGUCAAGAAGGGACGCCGAAUUUUACUCGGUCCGAGCCACGUGCCAGGAGACAUACGUGAAUUCUACUUAACGGACGACAAGAGGACGAGACCGCUUCCUGUGCUGCUGCUGUUGUCGCAGACACGCCUUCAGCUUCCCGGCGAGUUGGACUGGUACCACCAAAGCGGCGAAGUCUUUCGCAAGGUCCUCCGUCGAACUGCUCUGUACAGCGAGAACAUGACACCUUUUCCGCGGGGAUCACUGCCGGAAAGUGCCGUGUUGCCAUCAUCGCCGGCGUAGUGUCUGACUAUGAUGAGGAAGCCAUCGUUCUAUAAGGAGCGUUAAUCGAGGAUAGCCUUGUUGUACCUACGAGUGCUGUCCUCACAAUUACUGCACAUCUCUUCUUCUCUUUCUCUGCAGAAAGUGAAAUACCUAAUCAAGUUCAUGGAUUUGGGCAUCGCAUUCUUGAAAAAAACAAAAAACAAAAAAACUCUAUACUUUUUCUCUAUAACGUGGUCAGUAGGAGUGAACUCCUAUUGUGACGCAAUAAAAUUUCCAAGUUCUCCUA
This is a messenger RNA of Ornithodoros turicata, 3361 nucleotides long. RefSeq lists its product as uncharacterized. The coding region runs from base 1 to 3093 and encodes 1030 amino acids. Gene Ontology annotation, biological process: sodium ion import across plasma membrane; potassium ion transmembrane transport; proton transmembrane transport. Gene Ontology annotation, molecular function: sodium:proton antiporter activity; potassium:proton antiporter activity. Gene Ontology annotation, cellular component: plasma membrane. The transcript is spliced from 21 exons. NCBI's taxonomy places the organism in Eukaryota, Metazoa, Arthropoda, Arachnida, Ixodida, Argasidae. The record is from RefSeq and is a predicted model, not a curated record.